Molecule: messenger RNA, 4328 nt
Organism: Lymnaea stagnalis (great pond snail)
Lineage: Eukaryota; Metazoa; Mollusca; Gastropoda; Lymnaeidae
Source: the annotation of a GenBank genome assembly
CACAGCGUUACGACAGGGGUUGCUAUCAGUCGAAACUUCGGACGUUCCAGGUCCAAUACUAUUACUGACACCAGUUCUAUUCUGAAAUCGGAUUUUGUUUCUGUAGUGUCAUCACUGUAUUAUUGUUUACUUCCAGUUGUGUUAUAAAAACCACGGACUUGAGCAAACUUCUUCAGAACUGUUAUUACAUUGUGGUCGAGACAAGACUUAACUCUGUGUUAAACAUUUUAUUCUUCAAGGCGAAUUAUAUUUAUUAUUCCUCAACCGGAAUUAAAAGACAUAUUUUCAUCCUUCAAUGGCAAUGUAUCCAAACGCUACACACGGCUACAUGCCAUUCGUCAAGCCAGCUCACAAGAGACAGGCGGCCAAGAAGGCUAAAAUCGACAAAGCGGACUUGAAGCAGGCGAAGUCCAGCGACAUGAAGACCUACAAAGUCACUCUCAGAGACAAAAAUGGAGUCACUUACACUUACAUCAUUCAAGCGGACACCGCCUCCAAGAGCAACCCUGUUCUUUGCGAGUCCCGCGUCGCUGCCCCCAAACAUCUGUCCACGUCUUUACCCAACAUGAAGAGCCCGGGUCUGAGCAGCCCGGAGUCGAAAAGACACGCCAGCUGUCUCGGUUUGGCCCAGGCAAAAGAAGACCUCACCAAAGUGGACGAUGGCGAGAAAAAGGGGCUUUUCAAUUCCAUUCUGAGCUUUAUCAAGAAGAAGACCAGCAGCAAGUCCAGCAAGUCUGCUUCCAAGCAAGCGCAGGCCGGGCUCAAAUCCAAGAGAAAGACCAAACCGAUGUUCCCCAAGAAACGGCAAAGGACCAUCUCUGCCAUGUCGAACCUGGACCCGAUCCAAGAGAGUCCAGAAGAAGAUGACGAUGAGGAUUCUGAUUCGUACACCCACGAUUCUGCCAGUGACGGCAGCAUCAGUGAAUCUUGAUUUGGGUACGAAGGAAUCUGGACGAGUGUUUAGCUGCAGCGCCCGACCUCUUCCUCAUUCCCGUUUUAAAAAAAAAGAAAGUCCCUCGAAUUGGGGGAUGUUGCAGCACGAUACUUGCAACGCCUCACUCCCCGAAAGGGGAGCCGAUCUUUAAGCAAGCCCGCUGUUGCUACAGCAGUACAGCACCUUGUUGCCUUAUGACUAAACUCCUACUGAAGGGGUUUGGGAUACUGUCGUCUUCGAAGCAAGACCUCAAACGAAGGGCAGCAUAAUCUCGCUGGUCAUUUCUACAUGAAGAAAGAAACCAGUCACGUGUACUGCCUUGAUCACUCAGCCAUGAAAACUACUCUAGACAUUUUAUUGGACUUUUUUAUUGACAAUUUAGAAGAAAGAAAAAAAAAGGACUUAAAUAUCCAGGAUUAUCUUCAACCGUCGACGGAUCGGCCCGGAAUGGACCCCAAAAAGCAAUCAAAAAUUGGAACAUUUUUGGAUAUCGUUUCCUUUAGGAAUUCUCGGAAUAUACUUUCACGUGAUUCAUCAAACUCUAAUCAAGAACAUUGCUCGACAUACUGUUUUUUGAGGUGCGCCCUGUUUUGCUGCUCAUUCGAGCUGUAUUUAUUUAUUUAUCUCGAAGCCUUCAUCGGUUCGUCCCAGAUAUGAUAAACCAACGGUUCAAAAAGACUAUUUAUUUUAAUUGUGAAAGUGCUUCCAGCUUCGUCCAGUCCACUGUAUAGACGAACAUUUACUGCCAACUGACUCUAACCUUUGUUGUGGGAAAACCAAUGCCAAUACUUAAAUUAAAAUACGAUUUAAAGUUAUUUACGACAGUUGAAACUAAAAUGUAUUUAUAUUCUUAAGAGAGUGUAGUGUUAUGUGUAAUUUAAAGCCUUGCAUUUAGUUUAACAUUAUUACUUUCUUAGUCCUAUCAACAGUCAACUGUUUUUUAUUUUGCAUAUGGACAAUCUUUUUCUUCUUCUGUGUAGCUUACAGUAGCCCUUACUAUCUUUCAUUUUUGUUUCUUUUUUUUUUUUUUUAAUGUAAUUUUUUUAUUUUUUUUUUUUUUUUAUAUGUAUAAUUUUUUUUUUUUUCUGUUUAGUUUAUAGUUGUCCUUUCUUUUUUUUAUUUUUUUUUUUUUUUUUUUUUUGUAAAGUAAUUUUUUAAUUUUUAACAUUCCAGUUGAUUUGAUUACAUCUUCUCAUAAAAAAAAUACAACUUAUUUUUACAUUUUUUUUAAACUGCUUUACCAAAGUUAUUCAAUUAGUUUGCCCUUAACCCAAACCCUGAAUUUAAAAAAAAAUAUAUAUAAAAUUUCUGUCUGAGACUACCUGCAUUAAAUUGAAAACUUUCAAAAGCUAAUUUCCUGCUCAUUGAUUGAGAAACCAUCGAAGAAAGUUACAAGAUAUCAGUUUGCUGCUAUUUAUUGUAUAUUUAUUACAUUAUAAUUUAUCACUUGUUACAUCUUUGAAAUGCUUGCUGGUCAGAGAGUAUGAGCAGAACAUAUUUAUUAUUAUGCUUUUAGUAUUAUGGCCCAUUUUACCCAUCAUCUUUAUCACACAUCACUUAAACGUCGGUUAUUGAACCCCAGUACCAUCUCUAUUUAUUGCUUCCAUCUAAUUUAUUGAAAUAAUUUACAUUUACCAAGCAUUUGUUAAAAGACUUAAUUUUUUAGUACAGCUUUUUUUUAAAUUGAAUUAUAUGUCUAGUCAGUCAGCUCAUGUAAUUCAUUCCUUCCAAACAAUUUGUUGAAAAUAAAAAGGAUUUCACUGGUUGUAGUUUAAGAGCUACUAGGGGGCUAGAUGUCAAUCCAAUGAUGGUGAUAAUGUAGUAAACCAUUAGUUCAGUUGGCCUUCUGUUUGCAUAGUCAGUGCUGGAAAUGGGAAAGUGAAGUUAUUAUAUUAUUAGUUAAUUUUUUUUUGGUGUGGGGGGGGGGGUAGGAAAGAAAAUGUAUUAUUUAGGUGGGGGGUUGUAUGACUACCACGUCAUGUGAUUGAACAACAGUAAGAUAUUGGCAGCACAUUUGUUGUUGGUUUUUUGUUCUUAAACUCUUGUUAAAAGCGUGAUUGUGUCGGGUUGAGGGGAAGGGGGGGGGGGGGUGGGCUUCUGUGUGUUCAGCCCACCCCACACCCCCCUUUGUGUAGAUACUGUAUUAUAAGCCCAGAGAUGUGCUAUUUAUGAUUGUAUUUAUUGGUGAACAUGUAUUUAACUGAAUGAUUAUUUUAUUUUAUUUUUAAUGAUGGAACAUUUUGUCAGGAAGUGUACUGUCCACGUGUCUUAAAUUAAGAUAUGUUGACUAUUUUGUUAUUAUUUAUAUCCGAAAUGUGAACGGAAUUUAAUUUUUGAUUGGGGCAGUUAUUACUGUUUCCUGGUAUUGACUUGUGAACAUUUCAGUUCCUCUUGGUAAACGCGGAAGAUGACAAUUGAAAUGGAUAAUUUCACGCGGCACAACAAUAAGGGUGUUACGGUACAUGACCUACUUAGCGCAGCCGUGUAUUCUCCCUGCCUGGUAAUUUUCCGCCACGCCGUUAUGUUCUGUCAAGGUCGUGUCGUGUCACGAUCGAUAAGGUCAGCCCACGGUCAUUCCCCAUUGGCUGAGCCAGAAGCGAAGCGCGCGCAGCCCGCCAACUCCCUGGCAGACGGCCAGCACUAAUGGCGAUGGUUUCAUCACCAGCCGCCACGUCUCAGUGCCUGAAUAAGGCUUGUAGUUUGUGGGCUGCAACAUGAAGAGGUGGGGUUGAGGGGGGGGGGGGGUAGCAUUGGCGAAAGACACCCUUCCAGCUUCAGCAUUGCGAUACCCUGAAGUAGCUCGGCCUGGAAUCUGGUGAAACGGCCAGCACUAAUGGCGAUGGUUGCAUCACCAGCCGGCACGUCUCAGUGCCUGAAUAAGGCUUGUAGUUUGUGGGCUGGAACAUGGAGGGGGGGGGUUGAGGGGGGGGGGGUAGCAUUGGCGAAAGACACCCUUCCAGCUUCAGCAUUGCGAUACCAUGAAGUAGCUCGGCCUGGAAUCUGGUGAGAUGUGAGUCAGUCAGUGCUGAAGUUAGUGGCUUAGAGUAGAUUGUUAGCAUUUGUCAGUUGAUGAUAUACACUGUUAAUAUUUUGUCAGUUUAUAUUAUAAUACACCAAUGAACCUCGGAUUAUUUAUGAAGGAAUAAAUGAAUAAUUUAUUGUAAGAAUGUCCACUACAAUAAUCAUAAUUGUAGUUUUUUUUUGUUUUUUUUAAAGAAGUAUACAUGUAUUUAAGUAUUUAUUUAAAAAAAUAUAUAAUUUAUGCUAAAGAAAGCAACUGAGCAAUGCAAAGACUUGUACAAAAAUGAAUAUUUCUGUUCCCUUGAUUUAUUUGUUGGUGUUGACAAAUGAGAUAUGAAUUAAAAUUUAUAAAAUCUAACAAUACUUUUUCUGU